AUGCACCAGGAAGUUCAAAUUCACCAAGUCACCAGGAACCAUCGAAAGUCUGCCAUUAAUGCAAAACCUGGAGAUUUGAUUGAAAUACGUCGAACACUUAGGUAUAAACACUGGGCCAUCUACAUUGGACAUGGAGAUGUCGUACAUUUAACUUCAGAUGGUGCAAGUGGAGAUAUGAGUACUCGAUUCUCUAGGUCGGAAGAGAUUGCUGUGAUUAAGAGGGAGCCUCUCGCUGACGUAGCUGGCAAUGAUUCCUGGAAAGUCAACAAUAGAUCGGACAUAAUAUGGAAUCCAUUACCCGUUGACAAGAUAAUAAAAAAGGCUAAAAAAAAGAUUGGAUGGAAAGUGCAUUACAAUGUACUAAAUUCAAACUGUGAACACUUUGUUAAUUCACUUCGGUAUGGUAUAGAGAUAUCAUUUCAGGUUAUUAAAACAUACUGCUUCUUUGGGGUAAUGGCCAUCAUCAACCCUAUUGCUGCUGUUGCUAGUGCUGCAGUUGGUGCCACCGCCAUUCUUAAAGGUUUGCCUUGUGCGAGCACAUCAUUGAAAAGCACAGCUAAAAAAUAACGGAGAGCGCUGAGUUUUUAUUAAAGCAUUAAUCAACCCCAUUGUUUGAGUCGAUGUCAUUGUUGAAAUAUUGGAACUUUUGUACAGUAUGUUCCGCCAUUCAAUAUGAUCAUGGCUGAUCAUCCAACUCAGUAUCCCGUACCUGCCUUCUCUCCAUACCCCCUGAUCCCUUUAGCCACAAGGGCCACAUCUAACUCCCUCUUAAAUAUAGCCAAUGAACUGUGGCCUCAACUACCUUCUGUGGCAGAGAAUUCCAGAGAUUCACCACUCUCUGUGUGAAAAAUGUUUUUCUCAUCUCAACACAUAAUCCUCCGAAAUUUCCGCCUCUUCCAACCAGCCACAUUUUCCCAUCUCCACUCCUUUUCGACUUCCGCAGCUCUGGACCAUUCCCUCUGCAACUCCCUGGUUAACUCAUCCCUUCCGACCCAAACCACCCCCUUCCCCUGCAACCGCAGAAGAUGCAACACCUGUCGCUAUACCUCCUCCCUCGACUCUGUCCAGGGACCCCGAUAGGUUAUGUAGAGGUUCACCUGCACCUCCUCCAACCUCAUCUACUGUGUCUCUAACCAAAGAGUCUUGUAGAGUCAUACAGCAUGGAAACAUGCCCUUUGGCCCAACUCGUUCAUACCUCAUCUACACUAGUCCCAUUUGUACGGGUUUGCCCAUAUCUCUGUGAAACGUUCCUAUCCAUCAACCUAUCCAAGUGUCUUUGAAAUAUUGUUAUAGUGCUCAUUUACAAAACAGAAAUAGGCCAUUCAGCCCAACUCUGCUAUGCUGACCAAGAUUCCCUAUCUACAUCAAUGUUGUCUGCUUUUACACUUAGUUUAGUUUAUUAUUGUCACGUUAUUGUACUGAUGGAGACUGACUAGCAUUUGUUUGCGUGCUAUUCAGUCAAAAGAAAGACUAUGUAUAUAUACAAUUGUCAUAGAGCCAUACAGUGUAGAAACAGGCCCUUUUGCCCAACCUGCCCACACCGACCAACGUAUCCCAUCUACACUAGACCCACCUGCCUGCGUUUGGCCGAUAUCUCUCUAAACCAGUCCUGUCUAUGUCUGAAGAAGGGUUUCGGCCCGAAACGUUGCCUAUUUCCUUCGCUCCAUAGAUGCUGCUGCACCCGCUGAGUUUCUCCAGCUUUCUUGUGGAACUGUCUAUGCACAUGUCUACUUGCAUCCUAAAUGUUGCGGUAGUCCCUGCCUUAACCACCGCAUCCGACAGCUCGUUCCAGACACCCAUCUAUCUCCCUGAGCUUAUGCCUAGACCACGGGAUAUUCAGCAGCCCCAAGUCGGCCGAUCUGAGGGGCCUGGAGGUGGAGUGGUGGGUGAGAAGACUUUUAAUGUAGGUGGGGGCAGGACAAGCCCAUUGAGGGCUUUGUAGACAUGGAGGAGGAUCUUGAAGUUUAUAUGGAACAGCACAGGGAGCCAGUGGAGAGAGAGAGGCCAGGAUCAUAGAAAU
Leucoraja erinaceus (little skate) is the source of this 2020-nucleotide messenger RNA. RefSeq names its product phospholipase A and acyltransferase 3-like. The transcript is spliced from 5 exons. Gene Ontology annotation, molecular function: A2-type glycerophospholipase activity; glycerophospholipid phospholipase A1 activity. The record is from RefSeq and is a predicted model, not a curated record. Lineage: Eukaryota; Metazoa; Chordata; Chondrichthyes; Rajiformes; Rajidae. Gene Ontology annotation, cellular component: cytoplasm. Bases 1 to 567 code for a protein of 188 amino acids. Gene Ontology annotation, biological process: N-acylphosphatidylethanolamine metabolic process.